AUGAUGGAGGAAAUAUUCAUCCACAGGGUACUCACUAUGUUUCCAAAUGCAACAGCUCGUAAAUUACUGGUGAUGCUGAUAUUUAUCUUAGUUUUCUGGGCCAUUUACUUGUCUUUAAAAGAAAUAAAGCUCCCAGAACUAUUGAACCAGAAGCUGUGGGAGGAAGCCAAGCAAUCGGAGUGGCAGCAGCACUCACACAACUCUGAUGCGUGCACAGGUGGAGAAGCGCGGGGAAAAUGCAAUGAAAGCCCAAACUACUACAGGUGGUCCAACAUAGGAGUUGAAUUGCUGAAAGACUUUACCUCCAGCAAGGUCUUACAAUGCAACAAGAGUUAGAACUUAGAAAAGAAAUGCCAGGUUGGAAUGAAGAUACCUUUCCAGGGGUUAUACUGUGGAAAAGAGGUCACAUCAUUUUGCAACAGAUGGACCUUCAAAUAUUUUGACCACCGUGGAACCGGGGUCUUUAACCACAUGCUUCUGGAUGCUGAAAGACAUUUGAUUCAGUGGGGAAAGCAUGGUCAUCCAUUUAUUACCACGAAUCUGUUCUCUGUGAAAGAUGAACACUAUAUCCCACGGGAAAUUGACCAGGUAGCAGGAGACAGAGAACAGCACUACAGACCCUUUCCCAUCAGCAUUUUCAUCAGAAGGGCCAUCAAUUUGCAAAAGGCCAUUGAGUGUCUGCUCUUGCGCAGCCCGGAGACCAAGGUGAUCCUUAAACAGCAAACCACUGCUUAAACAGUAAACACCAGGGAGCUGUGUCUGCAUGCAGAGAUGUUUGGUGAUGUUCAUGGCUUUAGUCAGAAUCUUAUCAUGAGGGACAUUUAUGUGGAUCUCAGUAUGGGUAUUAAUGAUGCCUAGGACAUGACUAUUGCAUAUGGCACUAACCAUGCCCAUUCACUUGAUUAUGUGAUUGGAAAUCAGAUGAACAUGUUUUUAAAUUAUAUUUGUUAG
Messenger RNA from Myotis lucifugus (little brown bat), 951 nucleotides. RefSeq names its product neurexophilin and PC-esterase domain family member 2 (gene NXPE2). NCBI's taxonomy places the organism in Eukaryota, Metazoa, Chordata, Mammalia, Chiroptera, Vespertilionidae. The record is from RefSeq and is a predicted model, not a curated record.